Molecule: messenger RNA, 792 nt
Organism: Aspergillus steynii IBT 23096
Lineage: Eukaryota; Fungi; Ascomycota; Eurotiomycetes; Eurotiales; Aspergillaceae
Product: SDR family NAD(P)-dependent oxidoreductase
Exons: 1
Coding region: 1-792 (263 amino acids)
Molecular function (GO): oxidoreductase activity, acting on the CH-OH group of donors, NAD or NADP as acceptor
Source: RefSeq, a predicted model, not a curated record
AUGCCAGAUCUACUCCGCAACAAAGUCAUCCUCGUAACCGGAAGCUCAUCCGGAAUUGGUCGAGAGAUCGCAGCCCGAUGCGCCCAGCAAGGAGCAUCCAUGGUUCUGCACCAUCUGGGAACGCCCCAGACCGAACAAGAGGCGCGUUCACUUCACGACGAAAUCCCAACUCCCAUUCUAGAUGGCAGACCAACCACCCACCUCAUUGUCGGCCAUGACCUGACAGCCGACGACGCGCCGGACACGUUAAUCCACCAGACGGUCUCGGCAUUCGGACGAAUCGACGUCCUCGUCAACAACGCUGGGAUCUGCGAAUUUGCCCCCGCGGAGUCAGUCACCAAGUCUCUCCUCACCCACCACAUGGACGUCAACUACACCGCCGCAUAUCUCUUGACGCGCGCCGCAUCACAGCAAAUGGCCCGCCAAGGCUCCGGCGGCAGCGUGAUAUCCAUCUCGUCCAUCACGGCUCUUCUUGGAUCCGCGAACCUCACGCACUACGCCCCCAGCAAAGCUGCGUUGCUGGCGAUGUCGAAAUCCUUUGCCGUGGAGUACGGUGCGCGAGGGAUCCGAUAUAAUUGUGUGCUUCCGGGGACGAUCCAGACUAAGAUGAACGAAAGGGACUUGGCGGUUGGCGGGAAGAAGGCGUUCUUGGAGAGCAGAGUACCGUUGGGAAGGUUGGGUUGGCCGCGUGAUUUGGCUGGCGCGGUCAUGUUUUUUGCAAGUGAUAUGUCGGCUUAUGUUUCGGGGCAGGAGAUUUUGGUGGAUGGGGGUGCUUCCAUUAACUAUCAGUAA